AUGGAUAGUGGUAGCCAGAGAAGCUACAUAACUACACGCCUAGCAAACCUGCUAUCCAUAACACCUUCUGGAGAAGACCUGCUAAUGAUUUACACCUUUGGAUCAGAAAACCCUUUGGAAAUGCUCAGCCCUUCAAUCGAGAUCACAAUAGAAACCAAUAAAAGCAUACAAAAACAGAUACAGGUCAAUAUUGUACCCAACAUUACAGAGAGGAUACCGGUACCACAGAUAACUUCCUUAGACUCAGUCGAUGUUAUGGCUGAUGAUGGCUCAUGUGGUCAAGGAAUUGACAUUCUUAUCGGUAAUGAUUAUUACUUCUCAUUUAUCACAGGGAAAAGGAUUAAGUUGGAUGAAGAGUUAUAUUUGGCUGAUACUGAAUUUGGCUGGAUUUUAUCAGGCUGUGUGGAUACUGGCAAAGAUGAAAAUACCCUCGCAGUAGUGACAUACCACCAAUCUGAUCCAGGUUAUUCAUAUUUUACCGACCCUGACCUGCCUCUACAAAAUAUGGACAUCAAAUUCUUGUGGACUUUAGAGAAUAUUGGCAUAACCGACUCUGCAAAAACAACACGAGAAGAGGAAGCCGUUCAUCAUUUUAAUGAUACAGUUCAAUACCAUGAAGGGAGGUACUAUGUAAAAUGGCCAUGGACGCAGCAUACUUCAAACUUACCAACAAAUUAUGGCUUAGCUUAUGGUAGACUAAAAGGUUUAUUACAACGUUCAGAUUUUGCUACAUUACAAGAAUAUGACGAGAUAUUGAGGGAACAAUGUGACUCCGGAAUUAUCGAAGUAAUAGACCCACAAAUGAAUGCAGAAAAUGAAAAAGGACCUCCGAUUCAUUAUUUACCGCAUCAUUUAAUAAAACAAGCCG
Molecule: messenger RNA, 868 nt
Organism: Hyposmocoma kahamanoa
Lineage: Eukaryota; Metazoa; Arthropoda; Insecta; Lepidoptera; Cosmopterigidae
Exons: 1
Source: RefSeq, a predicted model, not a curated record